AUGGCCCGUAGGGGCCCCUAUAAACAAUACGAAUUGGACACAAGUAUUGCCGUUCCAAAAUCGACACGUUGUGACAGACGCAAACGAUGCCGUAUGGAUCAUCUUGACGGAUAUAAUAAUCACGAUAUUUUUGAGGUUAGUUUUUAUAAUAUAUGCUCUUAAAAUUAUUUUAAAACGAUCAUAUUUUUAGUAUAUGUUGUAGUCAGACAAGAUCACAUUCGAAUGUCAUACUUGAUCAUUUCUGUAGGAACAGAAUCUAAACGACGUCUUAUUUGAGCAAGAGAAUAUUGCCCCUGGUGUUGAUGAAAACAUAGAAGACGAUGUUCAUGUUGAGGAUGACAUAUUUGAGGACGAUACGGUUGGUAGACAAGAUUUGCAUGGCGAUAGCAUCAACAAAGUCGAAGUGCAAAUGGAUCAG
Molecule: messenger RNA, 418 nt
Organism: Paramuricea clavata
Lineage: Eukaryota; Metazoa; Cnidaria; Anthozoa; Malacalcyonacea; Plexauridae
Source: the annotation of a GenBank genome assembly